Messenger RNA from Sclerotinia sclerotiorum 1980 UF-70, 2232 nucleotides. RefSeq lists its product as hypothetical. The transcript has 3 exons. Gene Ontology annotation, biological process: vacuolar transport; protein localization to membrane. The record is from RefSeq and is a predicted model, not a curated record. Bases 1 to 2232 code for a protein of 743 amino acids. Lineage: Eukaryota; Fungi; Ascomycota; Leotiomycetes; Helotiales; Sclerotiniaceae. Gene Ontology annotation, cellular component: membrane; Golgi apparatus.
AUGGCUACAUAUUCUUCCAUGAGAAUAGGGACUUGGUUACUCUUCUUUCUAGCUAUUUCCAUAACGGAUGCUUUCUACAUACCGGGUUGGUCAAUUAGAAGCUAUAAAGAUAACGAAGCAAUCCCUUUACUGGUCAAUAAAGUUUACUCCGACAACACACAAUUACAAUAUGCCUACUACGAUCUUCCUUUCGUCUGCCCUCCUACCGGUGUCCGACAUGCCGGAUCUUCUCUACUCAGUGGUCAAAGUAUAUCAUUAAAUCUCGGAGAAGUUCUUCGGGGAGAUCGGAUCACACAAUCGGAUAUUGAAUUGGUAAUGGGGAAAGAUCAAGAAUGUAAUUUCCUCUGUUCCAAGACCGUGAGUCGAAGAGAUCUCAAGCGCGCAAAGGAAUUGGUUAAGGAUGGAUAUGUCGUGGAAUGGAUUGUGGAUAAUUUACCCGGAGCAACGAGUUUUGUUACUGUGGAUAAGAGUAAGAAGUAUUAUGCUGCCGGUUUCAAAUUGGGAUACAAAGAUUUCUCUCCAACUGGCAAAUCGAGAUAUUUCAUCAACAACCAUCUUACCAUCGUUCUGCGAUAUCGAAAAGCUCCAGGAAAGGAUGGGCAAAGAGGCGGAAAAGUGAUCGUUGGUUUCGAAGUUUAUACCAAGAGUGUUGGAGCCGAUAAAAGAAUCGAAUCUGGAUGUCCAGCCGAUUUGAAUGAUGUCGAUACCCCUUUUGAAUUAUAUCUCACUCCGAACCAUACCGAUUCUUCAUCUGCCCUCGCAUAUCCACAUUCGUCAUACCAUCCACCGGAAAGAGAAACAGAUUUGGAUGAUGGAGCUACAAUGGAAAUUCCAUACACAUAUUCUGUUUAUUUCAGGGAAGAUGAAAAGGUGGAAUGGAGAAACCGGUGGGAUCUAUACUUCGUUAACCAAGAGGAGGGUUCAAGAAUUCAUUGGUUGGCUAUCGUCAAUUCUUUAAUCAUUUCCGGACUUCUUAGUGGUAUCGUUGCUAUGAUCUUAGCUAGAACGGUUCGAGGAGAUAUCAAAGCAUACAGCAAGGAUGUUUCAGGAGAAGAUGGAAAAGCGAAACAAAAAAGGAGAUCUAGACCUGGUAGUGGAACAAGAUCACCCAAAACUGGAGAGAAAAUUGGACUCGGUUUAUUGGAUCAAGUUGAUACUGAGAAUGAUGCCGAUAUUUCUUCUGAUGACGAACAAUUGGAAGAUAUUACGGGAUGGAAAUUACUUCAUGGAGAUGUUUUCCGUCCACCUCCUUAUGGAUAUAUCCUAGCUCCUUUGGUUGGAUCCGGGAUGCAACUCGUCUUCAUGGCGUUCGGUCUACUUUCUCUUAGUAGUUUGGGCAUCCUAAACCCUAGUUUCCGAGGCGGCUUUAUCAGUGUCGGAAUUGGCCUUUUCAUCUUCGCAGGAGUUUUCUCUGGUUACUUUAGCGCACGUGUCUAUAAAACAUUUGGAGGUCUCAAUUGGCGCAAGAAUACUCUAAUUACAGCCACGCUCUUUCCCGGUCUUCUCUUCUCCUUAAUCUUCAUCCUCAAUCUUUUCGUCUGGGCUCAAGCAUCCAGUACCGCCCUCCCAUUCGGUACUCUCAUCGCCCUCGUAUUUCUCUGGCUCUGCAUUCAACUCCCUCUCGUCUAUGCCGGUUCAUACUAUGGUUACACCCGUUCAGGUGCCUGGGAAUCUCCUACCAAAACCUCCAUUAUCCCACGUCAAGUCCCAGUCCAACCAUGGUACAUCCGUUCAACCUCAUCCAUCCUUCUAGCGGGCCUCAUACCUUUUGCAGUAAUCUUCAUCGAACUUCUCUUCGUCUUCCAAUCCCUCUGGCAAGAUAAGAGCGGAUAUUACUACGUCUUUGGUUUUCUCUCCCUCAUAACCCUUCUCCUCAUCAUCACAAUCGCAGAAGUCACAAUCGUAACCAUCUACAUUAAACUAUGCGCCGAAGAUUAUAAUUGGUGGUGGCAUUCCUUUCUAGUAGGAGGAGGAUCUGCAGUUUGGGUCAUGAUGUAUUGCGUGUGGUUUUAUAUGCGAAGAUUACAUAUUGAGGGGUUUGUGAGUGGAGUGUUGUUUUUUAGUUAUUGUGGGGUUGUAGCUGUGACUUAUGGGUUAGCGACGGGAACGGUGGGAUUUUUGACUUGUUUUUGGUUUGUUAGGAGGGUUUAUGGAUACAACUAUUAUCAUCUCAUUACUUGGGCGUUUGGUUUAUCAACUUGGGAUGGCAUGAGUUUGGAAGCGAAAGAAUAG